Molecule: messenger RNA, 603 nt
Organism: Exophiala aquamarina CBS 119918
Lineage: Eukaryota; Fungi; Ascomycota; Eurotiomycetes; Chaetothyriales; Herpotrichiellaceae
Exons: 1
Coding region: 1-603 (200 amino acids)
Source: RefSeq, a predicted model, not a curated record
AUGAAGAUUUCUAUACUUUCGUCCAUUGUGGCCCUUGUCCUCAGCGCAGGUGCUGCUCCCUUGGAUCUAAGCACUGGCACGCUUUCGCUUCAGCUUAACAUUGACCUAAACCAGGCCGGCUUCGGAGCGAAUAAGUUCAAUGACUUAUUUCACUUUACUUCGACCCAUUUCAUCCACGCGGUACCUGAGCUAGUUGUCAACGGCACAACGCCUACUGGAGGUCUACCAGGUGCUUCAGGCUUGUUCAACUUCGGCAUCAACUCACAUGCCAACAUGAUAUGUUACAACAUCACGCUACACAACUUCAAAGGCGAGUUUAGUUCACCGGCGAGCUCAGCCACUCACAUUCACGAAGCAGCCUCGGGCGCUUCUGGUCCACCACGAAUUUCAUUUCCGAAUCCCAAACGGAUAAAUGACGACCCAGCCGUUCUGAACUCCGCGGGAUGCUUGACGGGACCAUUCGUUACGGGACUUGUCAUGGAAGGAAAGGAUACUGGAGAAGGAUUUCAUAUCAGUCAGAUCGAGCAGAAUCCGUCAGGGUUCUUUGCAGACACGCACUCGAGCCUUGCCCUUCCGGGUGCAGUCCGAGGGCAAAUUGCUUGA